GGGGCUGGCUUCUCCAGGGCUUCGCGGUCCUCCAACCGAGCCGCCAAGGGGGGAGUUUUGCGGGGAGGGGGCGCUGCCUGAUACACUGGGCCCAUUUAGACAACAGUUAGAAAACGGAGGCCCAAUAUCCAGCAAGCGAGGGAGCUGGAAAAGGAAGCUGUGAGGAGAUUAGAGCAGGAAGUGCACAUAUGAUGAUGGAAGAGAAGACCAUGGGUUCGGAGGUCCAGCAUUGGCACUUCAGGAAUAUCCACUACGAGGAGGCUAAGGGCCCCCGAGAGAUUUGCAGUUAUCUCCAUCACUUUUGCCGUGGGUGGCUGAAGCCAGAAAGAUACACAAAGGCCCAGAUGCUGGACCUGGUUGUUCUGGAGCAGCUCCUGGCUAUCCUUCCCCCAGAGAUGGAGGGCUGGGUGCGAGAGUGUGGAGCAGAGACCAGCUCCCAGGCGGUGGCUCUGGCGGAAGGCUUCCUCCUGAGCCAAGCAGAGGAGCAGAAGGGGCAGGUCGAGUUGCAGGGGCAAGAAUCCUUCCUUCAGAUGGUCCCAAAAUUUCCCACGGGGAGGAGUAAUCCUUCAAGUCUCUUUCCAGAGCUUGGAGCCUCUGUAGAUGAUCAAAAUUCUGACAUCUUUCUAGGGAAUGGAACUAUAUCAUGGGCAGCUUUGGGAUUAUCUCCCUUGCUUGGUGGAAUCAAGACACUGACAGAAGCUCCAACUCCGGGUCGUGUGUCCUUUGAGGAAGUGGCGGUCUAUUUCUCCAAGGAGGAGUGGUCUCAACUGGAUUCUCACCAGAAAGCCCUACAUGGGGAAGUGAUGCUGGAGAAUUCCAGGAACGUAGCUUCUCUGGGAAGUGAUGGCCAGUGUGAAAUGAUUCAGGACGGAGAAGGGAAACAGGAGUUUAGAAAUUGGACACAGUCCAGAAUUCCUGAGAAGAACAAGUCAAUACCUAGGAAUAAGAAACCAACAUCCAAGUGUGUGCAGAAUGAAAAUAUUCUUGCCCACCAAAAUCCCAAAGGAAAAAUAAGGACAAAAGGUUUAGGGAAAAGUGUAAAAGUACCAAAAGACCAUUUAAAUUUGGAUAUGCGCAACAGAACCAACGUUAGAAGAAACCAAAAUGGGUGCAGGGAGAAUGAAAACAGUUUGAGCUGGAGAGUCAAAAUGGGAGAGAAGCCAUAUAAAUGCAUGGAGUGUGGAAAAACUUUCAGCAGUAGCAGUUCCCUCACAUGUCACAAAAGAAUCCACACAGGGGAGAAACCCUAUAAAUGUACUGAGUGUGGAAAGAGCUUCAGGUGGAGCAAUCAACUGACUUCCCAUAAAAUGAUCCAUUUGGGUGUGAUACCCUAUAAAUACACCGAGUGCAGAAAAAGCUUCCAGGAAAACGGAUCCCUUACUUCACACAAGAGAAUCCACACAGGGGAGAAGCCGUAUAAAUGCACAGAAUGUGGGAAAAUAUUUCGGAAAAGGAGUUCACUUACUCCCCACCAAAGGAUCCACACAGGAGAAAAACCCUACAAAUGUACAGACUGCGGAAAGAGCUUCAGUCAAAACAGUAACCUUAUUUCACAUAAAAGGAGCCAUUCAGGGGAAAAACCCUAUAAAUGUAUGGAAUGUGGGAAGAGUUUCAUGUGGAACGGUCAGCUUACAUCACAUAAAAGCGUCCAUACAGGGGAAAAACCCUAUAAAUGUGUAGAUUGCGGGAAAAGCUUCAACAACAGCAGUCACCUGACUUCCCAUAAAAGAAUCCACUUAGGGGAGAAACCAUAUAAAUGUCUGGAGUGUGGAAAGAGCUUCCGUGAAAAUGGGUCUCUGACUUCACACAAAAGGAUCCACAUAGAAGAAAAACCAUAUCAAUGUGUGGAAUGUGGGAAAAUAUUUCAAAGGAAAGGUUCCUUUAUUUCUCAUAAAUGUACCCGUACCGAAGAGAAACCCUAUAGAUGUCUGGACUGCGGGGAAAUAUUCCGAAAAAGCAGCUUCCUUAUUUCCCAUAAAAGAAUCCACACAGGGGAGAAGCCGUAUAAAUGCACAGAAUGUGGGAAAAUAUUUCGGAAAAGCAGUUCACUUACUUCCCACCAAAGGAUCCACACAGGGGAAAAACCCUACAAAUGUACAGACUGCGGAAAGAGCUUUAGUCAAAACAGUAACCUUAUUUCACAUAAAAGGAGCCAUUCAGGGGAAAAACCCUAUAAAUGUAUGGAAUGUGAGAAGAGUUUCAUGUGGAACAGUCAGCUUACAUCACAUAAAAGCAUCCAUACAGGGGGAAAACCCUAUAAAUGUGUAGAUUGCGGGAAAAGCUUCAACAACAGCAGUCACCUGACUUCCCAUAAAAGAAUCCACUCAGGGGAGAAAUCAUAUAAAUGUCUGGAGUGUGGAAAGAGCUUCCGUGAAAAUGGGUCUCUGACUUCCCAUAAAAGGAUCCACAUAGAAGAAAAACCAUGUCAAUGUGUGGAAUGUGGGAAAAUAUUUCAAAAGAAAAGUUCCUUUAUUUCUCAUAAAUGUACCCGUACCAAAGAGAAAUCAUAUAAAUGUCUGGAAUGUGGAAAGAGCUUCCGUGAAAAUGGAUCUCUGACUUCCCAUAAAAGGAUCCACUCGGGCAAGAAGCCCUAUAAAUGCACGGAGUGUGGGAAAUGCUUCUGGAGGAGCAGUUCCCUUUGUUCGCACAGAAGAAUCCACACAGGAGAAAAGCCUUACAAAUGCACCGACUGUGGAAAAAGCUUCUGUGAAAAUGGAUUGCUUACAUCCCAUAAAAGGAUUCACACAGGGGAGAAACCUUACAAGUGCCCAGAGUGUGGAAAGAGAUUCAAUACAAGCAGUAAUCUUUCCUCCCAUAGAAGGAUCCAUUCUGAGGAGAAACAAUAUAAAUGUGUGGAGUGUGGAAAGAGCUUUACUCAGAGUGCUUGCCUUAUUUCUCACAAAAUAAUCCACAGGGGGGAAAAACCAUAUAAAUGUGUGGAGUGUGGAAAAAGUUUCAGAUGGAGCAGUCACCUUACUUCCCAUAAAAGGAUCCACACAGGGGAGAAGCCCUACAAGUGCCGGGAAUGUGGGAAAAUAUUCCGGAUAAGCAGUUCCCUAACUUCCCACAAACGGCUCCAUACUGAGGAGAAACCAUAUAAAUGCAGGGAUUGUGGAAAGAGCUUCCGAGAAAACGGGUCCCUCACUGUUCAUAAAAGGAUCCACACAGGGGAUAAACCAUAUAAAUGCGCCAAGUGUGGGAAAAGCUUCCGAAAGAGCAGUAACCUUACAUCCCACGUAAGGAUCCACUCAGGGGAUCCCGAGGAAAAUGAACCUGAUCAGGAGGCUGUUGUGCCGACAUCACAAACGCUCAAGAAUGAACUGAGAAAAGAGACACUGGGAAAAUCAGUGAGGACCCUGAAGUAAAAUUAGGAGAACGUCAAGAAAGUGUAGAAGAAAUCCUUUGAGGUCUUUUUCUAACAUGCUACAGUCCUGGAAUCCUGAAUGGCAGACAGAAUUAAGAAUGGAGAAUCACAAUUGCUCAGUACAUCAUCAUAGCACCAGUGAAGGAGAAUAGUUAUACUGUAAAUGUAAUAGCAUUGAUGAUGUUACCUAGUUUGGGUAAUGAAAUAUCUGGUUUGGUGGUUUUGGUGGUUUCAUUCAACUUGUAUGCCGCCCUAUUCCCGAGGGACUCAGGGCGGCUAACAAAACCGGAAGGGAAGGGAAAACAAAAACAAACAACAAUACAGAACCAAUUUAAAAGGUAUCAACAAGCACACCAGUUCGAGUGGGGAUGGAACUCAGCGUCCCCAGGCUUGCUGGAACAGCCAGGUCUUGACGUCUAUACGGAAAGCCUGAAGGGUGGUGAGGGUCCGCAAGAAAACAAGCAAGCUCAGUGAGCGUCAAGGACCCUUCACAUGAUCAUAGAGUUAUAUAGUUAUCAUAUUGUUAGUUAUGAAGCUGUGGACAAUGUUCCUCCAAGCCUUCCUGUCCUCUACCAUUCCCCGGAGUCCAUUUAAGGUCACAUCUACUGCUUCGGUGACUCCAUCCAACCACCUCAUUCUCUGCCGUCCCCUUCUUUUGCCCUCCAUUUUUGGUUCCAGAAGUUUUCAGGGAGGCCCGUUACCACACAAAUGGGAUCUGCGUGCGCAUGUGCAGGGGUGGGGCCUGCAGGUGGGGCAUUGGAUUAUGUGUGUUGACACAAGUGUGCAUGCUUUUGGCAUCUGACAGAAAAAAGGUAGAACAUCCUGCACCCCGGGGUGAGAUCUUCCCCUAUCCUGUCUUCUCUUAAGAAACUGAAGACAUGGCACUACUGGUGGGCUUGGGGACCUAACGGCAGAGUAACCACACUGGAGGUGGCUUUUGGACUAAUAGUUGAUCCCACCUGUCUCCCAUGCAACCUGGCUAUCUCUCCAUCCAUCUUUUAAUUAGUAUUGCUGUACUUUCCUUAUUUACUUUUAUUGUUUUACUGUUGCUAUAUUUACAUUUUUACAAUAAUUUUACAUUCUACUAUUGUAAGCCACCGAAAGUAGCCUCAAGGCAAGAUGAGCGGUACGUUUUGUAAUAAAUAA
This is a messenger RNA of Thamnophis sirtalis, 4510 nucleotides long. The record is from RefSeq and is a predicted model, not a curated record. Lineage: Eukaryota; Metazoa; Chordata; Lepidosauria; Squamata; Natricidae.